AUGUCCAACGACAAUAAUAAGCAGGAAGAUCCAAUACUGAAUGGAUCGGAGGUGGAGGUGGUGGAGGAAGAAAGCAUUGACAGUCAAGUGAAGGAGACGAGUGAUGUCGGGACAGAGACUUCGGUUCCAUUGGAGGACUCACAUGGCGGUCCGAUUGAAGACCCCCCACAGAGACCGCCUUCCCACUACACUACCAACGACAAGUCGACAAGUAGUGGAGAUGGUCGUUCCAUGCAGUGGCUCUAUAUUGCUGCCAUUUUCUUUUGUUUGGCCGUGCUGGUCGCCAUUUUGAUUCUCAUUUUGCACUUUACCAUUGGACAAAAAGAUGACAAUGACAACAAGGCAACAGCGACGGCAGAACAACCCACCGAUCCUCCUACACAAGUGUGGUUGGAUCCCGAGUGGGUAAAAUCGAUUCAAGAACGGGAAACCACGCCCUUGGAUCCGUACGAUCACUCGAAUCCUGACUGUUCUCUGGGCAAUUACGUGCAACCCCAUGUCAUACUCCAAUGUCACUGUCAAGAACAAAUCACCGUCGUGGCCGAUGACAUUCGAUUCCUCUAUCAAGAACUCGUCGACAAUCUCUAUCCACUGUUGCAUCCCAAUGACACACGUCCGACCAUUACAUCGUGUCAUGCCCGCAAUUUGGCCCUGUUGUGGUUGGCCAGUGGCAGCACGACACGCGCCGCUAGUGAAUGGCUCGAUCAACGCUACGUGAUGGCAGUAUUGUACAAUGAAUGGUCGGGCACUGACUGGGAUGAACAAAAUCUCUGGUGGAGCGACAAUGCGCACGAAUGUACGUGGCUCUAUGUCACGUGCAACAGCGACCAACAAGUCGUCUCGUUGGGCAUGGACGAAAUGCAUUUGUAUGGAACAAUUCCUACCGAAUUGGCAUUGUUGUCGGAAUUGCGCGGUAUUUCCGUGACCCGCAAUCAUUUGUCGGGGACAGUGCCCACGGAAUUAUUUCUAUUGACCAAAUUAAAAGUGUUGAGUUUCUACGACAAUGAAUUGACCGGCUCCAUUCCUUCGCACAUUCAACAACUCUCGUCUUCACUGCUCCAAUUGCGAUUGGAAAAGAAUGAACUGUCGGGGAGUUUGACGACUCAGAUUGGAGCCCUGUCCGAAUUGAUGGAAUUGUCACUCGGCUUCAACGCGAUUCAGGAAGAUAUCCCGAGUGAAAUUGGAUACUUGACGCAACUCGUGUCGCUGUCCUUGGAAGAAAAUCGAUUUUCCAAAGUAAUCCCUACCAGUAUUGGCAUGUGUACGCAACUACGAGAAGUCUACUUGUCGGAAUGCUUAUUGAGUGGACCCCUUCCCUCCACGAUGGGGUUGUUGACCGAAUUGGAAGUGUUGCAAUUGUUCGGAUCGGGAUUGGCAGGAUCGGUGCCAACCGAGUGGGGGAAUAUGGUGGCGUUGCAUCGGUUGGAUAUCAAUGACAACAAACUGACCGGACCAUUUCCCAGUGAAUUGGGACAAGUGACGGAAUUAUAUUAUCUCACUGCCAACGAAAAUCUCCUCACCGGUUCCAUACCGACAGAAUUUGGGUUGCUCACCAACAUGACUCGCAUGGAAAUCUUUGGCAAUGACUUGUCCGGCACGGUCCCUUCCGAGCUAGGCGAGAUGACGCUCUUGGAUCUAUUUCAACUUUAUCACAAUCCAAGAAUUACUGGAACCAUGCCAGACGAAGUUUGUGCCUUGCACGAAACGGGAGACCUUACCUUGCUCAUGGUGCAGUGUCCCCGAGGGGAUGAAGGAGUGGAAUGUCCCGAUGAUUGCUGUCGAUGUAGGCCGGGCAAGUGA
Molecule: messenger RNA, 1800 nt
Organism: Seminavis robusta
Lineage: Eukaryota; Bacillariophyta; Bacillariophyceae; Naviculales; Naviculaceae
Source: the annotation of a GenBank genome assembly